Armigeres subalbatus is the source of this 4582-nucleotide messenger RNA. It is a transcript of the gene raptor, whose product is annotated as regulatory-associated protein of mTOR. The transcript is spliced from 5 exons. The record is from RefSeq and is a predicted model, not a curated record. Gene Ontology annotation, molecular function: protein binding; protein-macromolecule adaptor activity. Lineage: Eukaryota; Metazoa; Arthropoda; Insecta; Diptera; Culicidae. Gene Ontology annotation, biological process: cellular response to starvation; positive regulation of cell growth; positive regulation of protein serine/threonine kinase activity. Gene Ontology annotation, cellular component: cytoplasm; TORC1 complex. The coding region runs from base 630 to 4547 and encodes 1305 amino acids.
UUCUUGAAAGAAUCUUUUAAUAUUAAUCAAACUACGAAGUCAGAAUAUGUCAAACUCCUUGUGUGACGUCACUGCGCAAAGAUUUACGGAAAGAAAAUUGAAAUCUAUCUAACCUCGCGCUGGUAAAUAUCAAAACGUUUCGUGCUAUUUACUUUAAUGAUUUUUGUACUUUCUCAAUAAAGUAAAAGAUUUCCCUGGUUUAUUGUGAUUGUGGACAAAUCUAACAUAAUACAAGAACUAAUAGAAAAUGAAUUAUGAAACGAGCGGUUCAAUUUAGUUCGCUAGAAGUGCUACAAAAACUGCUGGUGUGCAAGUGCAAUUGAUGCGGAGAAAAUGUCCACCCAUCAGUGAGGAAAACGUCUGGGGAAGAAAUUUCUACUUUGUCGGAAGAAGGAUUUGUUGCCUGAUAACGGGAAACGUGAAUUUUGAUGCCGUUCUAUUCUGACAGCGCAAGGUGAAAAAAUCUGCAAGGCGACUUUGAGUGGUGCGGCGAAAUCCGCAAUCGCACAUUCUUUUUUAUAUUCAAUAUUUUGAUUGCGAGGAAGAAAGAGGAACGAGUGACGACUGGAAGUAAACCAAAAGGAAUUCGUACCGAUUGCUGCUCAUUCGCCGUAGCUCGCUAUCAGGUGAUGUGCAACAUGAUAGAGACGUCCGACAAAAGCAAUGACAACAUCAACGACGAGGAGGAUGACUCCAAGCUGCCGAUUAGUUUCAGCUACGCCCGCCAUUCGGACAAAAUCGAAGGGAUAAACUGUACGACGCAGAGCUGGCGGGUGAAGGAACGCAUGAAAACCGUCAGCGUGGCCCUGGUGCUGUGUCUCAACGUUGGGGUUGAUCCGCCGGAUGUCGUGAAGAUACAGCCCUGCUCACGGCUAGAAUGCUGGAUCGACUCUUCGUCGGUGUCGCCACAGAAGGCAAUGGAGCUGAUAGGAAAUAGUCUUCAAAAACAAUAUGAAAGAUGGCAACCACGGGCACGUUACAAGCAGUCCUUAGAUCCGACGGUGGAGGACGUUAAAAAGCUGUGCACUUCUCUGAGAAGAAACUCAAAAGAAGAACGCGUCCUGUUCCACUACAAUGGCCACGGCGUCCCACGGCCAACGGUUAAUGGCGAAAUUUGGGUUUUUAAUCGAACCUACACCCAAUACAUCCCCCUGUCGAUUUACGAUUUGCAGGCCUGGAUGGGAGCACCUUCGAUAUACGUCUACGAUUGUUCCAAUGCCGGGAUAAUAGUGAAUAGUUUUAACACCUUCGCCGAGCAGCAUGAAAGGGAGCUGGAACAGAUGCGUGCCCGCAGCGGCAGUACCGCCGGACAGUCAGACGCCGAUACCAGUAGAAAUUCUCCCUCGCCCCCGAUAGUGGGUCCGACUACGUACAAAAAUUGUAUUCAAUUAGCGGCAUGCGCUGCCAAUCAAAUCCUACCAAUGAAUCCCCAGUUACCGGCGGAUCUUUUCACGUCCUGCUUGACGACGCCAAUUCGGAUAGCACUGAAAUGGUUCACUUUGCAAUCUACAUCGAAGCUGGUUCCACACGUACCGGAAGACCUAAUUGAUAGGAUACCAGGACAGCUCAAUGACCGGAGAACGAUGCUCGGUGAGCUUAAUUGGAUAUUUACGGCAAUUACUGACACGAUUGCUUGGAACACGUUACCGCGGGAGCUGUUUCAGAAACUUUUUCGUCAAGAUCUGCUUGUGGCAAGCCUGUUUAGAAACUUUUUACUCGCAGAGCGUAUUCUACGGUCGUACGAUUGCACACCCAUAUCUAGUCCUCCCUUGCCCCAGAGUUAUCGUCACCCCAUGUGGUCAGCAUGGGAUCUAGCCCUCGAUCUGGCACUCUCGCAGCUGCCCGAUAUUCUGGAUAAGGGAAAACGUUUCAAACAUUCACCGUUCUUCGAAGAACAGUUAACCGCCUUCCAGGUUUGGUUGGCAGGGAGUUCAGAGCAGAGGAACCAGCCGGAACAGUUACCAAUCGUGUUGCAGGUGCUUUUGUCACAGGUCCAUCGACUACGUGCCUUGGAGUUGUUGGGCCAAUUCCUGGAUCUGGGCCCGGAGGAAGUAAACCUGGCACUCAGUGUCGGAAUUUUUCCGUACGUGUUAAAGCUGCUGCAAAGUUUGGCGAAAGAACUGCGUCGGUUUUUGGUAUUUAUCUGGGCAAAAAUCCUCGCUGUGGACGGUACCUGUCAAAUCGACUUAAUUCGGGAUCAGGGGCAUAAAUAUUUCCUAGCUGCACUGCAAGACACCAGCACGUCGGAAGAGGAUGAAUUCAAAGGAAACCAUCGUGUUUACGCCGCCUUUGUAUUAGCGAGCAUAGUUCACAACUUUCCAAUCGGUCAGGCGAACGCUUUGCAAGGACAGCUGCUGUCGAUAUGCUUAGAUCAGUUGAACGAUGAAAAUUUCGUUCUGAGACAAUGGUUGGCAAUCUGCUUGGGACAUCUUUGGCAAAAUUACGAACAGGCGAGGUGGUCCGGCGUGCGGGAUAAUGCAAACGAAAAGCUCUAUCCGCUACUGAGUGAUCCUAUUCCGGAAGUAAGAGCAGCGGCAGUGUAUGCCCUCGGUACGUUUAUGAGUUCCGUUCAGAAGCGAUCGGAUCACGCAAACAACAUCGAUCGAUCAAUAGCGAUGCACCUUUUUAACACGGUAUGCAACGAUAUGAGUCCGUUGGUGAGGAUGGAACUGAUAGCUUCCUUACAAUGGAUGGUACGGUUUUUCGGUAAUCAAUUCGUUGCAGUGUUCCUUCAAGAAUCAUCUAGUGGCCAUCAUAUAAUCAAUCACCAUUAUCAUAGUUUAGAGAGAAACAUCAACAUGAAACGAGUUUCCAGCUCAAGUAAUAUUAUCAGUGGUAGCAAAAACUCUGUCAGCGUUGGAGCAAUUUACCAAAAAUUAUGGAAUGGAUUUAAUGCCUUGGCGAAAGACCCUUUCCCAGCAGUAGCCGCAAUGGCUCAGAAGGUCGUUGAGUAUGUUGGCAAACAAGGCUACGAGCUUGCCAAGGAAGCAACUACUUCGGAAAAGUUUGCAGGAAGCAUGAGCUUACCACCCUCACCAAACACCAGAAUUAACUACCUGGGUGGGGAAUCCCCGCCUCUGCAUGGACACCUGAACCAAUCUAAUAGCCACACACCUCUUCCGAACAAGAAGAAACUUAACCUCAACGAUAGUUCGGAACUCUCUUCCUCUACACUUCAAUUACAAUCAGUGGUCACGUCAACUCCAAUCCAUACGCCUCAGCCGCAGCAGCAACCUUGUGAGCAGAUGCCGCCACCGCAAACGCCCAUCCCACAAGUGCAGGCCCAUCCUCAACUAUCACAACAGCAACCUCAAACGGUGACCCCCAUCGUCAACACCAACUACAUCGAGUGGUCGGUGAGUUUCUUCGCUCGGCCUUCGAAGUUCCUGAACGAAGGGAAACUCACUGCCAAAGACCAGAACUCUACUGAGUUCCUGGACAGGCAGUCCCGGUGUUUACGUAAUAGGAUCGUGCGAGAGGAAGGCCGCGAGCAGCAGAGGCGAGCCGUUUUUGGACGGCUAGACACUCAGAGCUGGUCUUGCCGAACACAGCACACGCCCACCCUAGUCAAACUUAAUCCGUACGAUGAUCAGAUCGCAGUUGCUUACAAGGAUCGCGUCAUUCUCCAGGACUGGAGCACUGAUAUAACCAGCUCCUUCAUUCCCUUCAAGCAUCAACCCUUGCAACAGCAUCAGUCAAUCUUCCUUGAUCAGAAUCGGUUUCAAGUGAGCCCUCCGCCGGUGUCGGUAUCGUCGUUGGAUUUCAUCAACGCUCACGAUGUCGGUCUGGUGCUCGUGGGCUACAGUGACAGUGUCAUACGGGUAUGGCGACCGGCUGAUGCCAAUCGAGAAUCGGCGCUGGUUACUGCGUGGCAUGGCCUGUUCGAUUUCAAUUCACCGUCCACGGCUAAGGUCGGAACGAGUGAGUUAGGUCUGGUGAUGGCGUGGCACCAGAAAACACAAACCAUAAUGGCGGCAGGAGAAGCCAAGUACAUUCGUCUGUGGGAUGCCGAACGAGAAUCCAAAAUCUGUGAUAUUCCUAGUGGGUCGGAAACAACGAUCAUAAAGCUAUCGUGUGCUCCGAAUGGGUUGUUUGCGGCCGGUUGCAACAACGGUAGCGUUCGAUUGUUCGAUCGGCGAUGUGCACCGACCGAAGCACGAAUCGCGACAUUCCGAGAACAUGUGAAUCCAAUUUUGACGGUGUGUCUGAGGGACGAUUGUGAAAGCCUGGUGUCGGCAUGCACCACCUCCACGGUGAGGCUGUAUGAUAUUAGGAAAACGUCUUCGUCGGUGCAGCACUGGAAUGCUGGAUCAGAUGUUUCGGCGAUGAGCAUUCACUCGAGUGCAGACAUUGUGGCUUGUGCAACAAGCGUUCUCACGAUCUACGGAUUGGACGGUACCAGUUUAAACACUAUCCGAUGCAAUGAAGGGUUUAUGGGAACGAAGAAAGGGGUGACUUCUUGCCUUUCGUUCCAUAAGCAUAAAAUAAGCUUAGCGGCUGGAUUCAACGAUAACACAGCAGCUGUGUUUGUUACCGAACGGAAAUGAGCUACGGACAGCUUCUGUGCAUGGAUAUUUACUUG